This is a messenger RNA of Raphanus sativus (radish), 1441 nucleotides long. Its product is annotated as lipid phosphate phosphatase 1. Gene Ontology annotation, molecular function: phosphatidate phosphatase activity. The coding region runs from base 287 to 1258 and encodes 323 amino acids. The record is from RefSeq and is a predicted model, not a curated record. Lineage: Eukaryota; Viridiplantae; Streptophyta; Magnoliopsida; Brassicales; Brassicaceae. The transcript is spliced from 2 exons. Gene Ontology annotation, biological process: phospholipid metabolic process.
AGAGAAGUCAAAAAGUCAAACACGAAAAGAGCAUUCAAUCUGACGCAACGAAGCAAAAGAAGAAGAAGAGGAGGCAGUUAUAAUCAACUCCCCUCUGUUUCUGUAAACCGUCAAGUAGAAAGUAGAAACACGACAAACGCGUUCUUCACCCUCCAUUCCCAUCCCUCUUCUCCUUCUUCUUAUUAUUAUACAUCGUGCUCUCAGUUUCUAUUUUUGGUUCUCGAUCCGCACCGCGUGUAAGCGUUGAUCUGUGAAGAAAGCUUAAUCAAAAAUCUUCAUUGUUCUGAUGGUAUUUGGAUCGCUUUUCGCUCCUCUCAAAUUCUGGGGAAAUACUCAGGAGCAAGAGCCGCAGAGAGGAAGGAUGCAAGAGAUAGAUCUUGGCAUUCACACAAUAAGAAGCCACGGAGGAGGUCUCGCCUCCAAACACAAGCACGACUGGAUCAUACUCGUGAUCUUGGUGGGCAUCGAGAUCGGCUUGCAACUCAUCUCUCCUUUCUACAGAUACGUCGGCAAAGACAUGAUGACAGAUCUCAAGUACCCUUUCAACGACAACACCGUCCCUAUCUGGUCAGUGCCCAUCUACGCAGUCCUGCUUCCUAUCAUAGUCUUCCUCUGCUUCUACAUGAAGAGAACAUGCGUGUACGAUCUUCACCACAGCGUUCUCGGACUGCUGUUCACGGUUUUGAUUACUGGUAUCAUCACCGACUCCAUCAAGCUCGCAACCGGACGUCCUCGUCCUAACUUCUACUGGCGUUGUUUCCCUGACGGGAAAGAGGUGUACGAUGCGUUAGGUGGUGUGGUAUGCCAUGGUGAACCGGGAGAAGUUAAAGAAGGUCAUAAAAGCUUCCCGAGUGGACACACGUCUUGGUCAUUCGCGGGACUUGGUUUCCUCUCGCUCUACUUGUCUAGCAAAGUCAAGGCCUUUAACAGAGAAGGACAUGUGGCUAAGCUCUGCAUCGUGUUCGCUCCUCUGCUCGCGGCUUGCCUCGUGGGGAUAUCGCGUGUGGAUGACUACUGGCACCACUGGCAAGACGUCUUUGCUGGAGCUCUCAUUGGUCUCUUUGUCGCUGCCUUCUGUUACCGUCAGUUUUACCCCAACCCUUACCAUGAAGAAGGAUGGGGUCCUUACGCGUAUUUCAGAGCAGCACAGGAACGAGGGUCGCAACAAAACGGUGAUGCGUUGAGGACGAUGUCUCUGCAGGUGGAACCAACCUCUCUUGAAAACAUGGAAUCUGGCACUUCCACUGCUCCAAGAUGAUUUAAUUCUUUUAUUUUCAUUAUUUGCUAUUUUCAUUUUGGUCGAUGGUGAGAGCCUGUGGAUGCUAUAGUUUGCAUGUGUGUACUUUUCUUUAACUCCUACGUGUACUCAUUUACAUUUGUAAGUAAAUCAACGCUUUUUUGACUGGAGAAUCUCGAGAUUCUAGUUUAAACAGCUGUUUUG